GUAUAAUUUAACUGAAUUAACUUAAACUGUUAUUGGGUUGCUUAUAAAUAAAAGAAUCAAUUUGUCAAUAUUAUUUAGUUAUUUCUUUUAGGUUAUAUACUUAAUUUAUAUAAUGGCUUGUAAUAUUAAGCUAAAAAAAAUACUUUGGGCAAGGGUUGUGUGGCAAGAAAAUGAAAAUUCCUUUUUUGAAGAUGUGCUUCCUGCAAAUUGGAUCAAUGAAGAAAUGGGUGUUGUUUUUUGGCCUUCUACAAUGUCAGUUCAGAGGGCCAUUUCUGAAAAUAUUGAGGUUGACCAUGAAUCAUGGAGAAAGUUUAAAUGGUUAAAAACAAAAAUUGUAGAUGAAGAUAGACAGUUGUGCAAUGACUUUAAUUUUACAUCUUGCGGUGAGCAAGUAACCACUGAUGAUGAAUUUAGCAAUCAAGUGACCUCAGGAAUCAGCAAAGAUGUCCCUAUUUUACUACCAAAACCUCCUUCCUCCUACAAACUGUCAAUCGACAUCCUCAAAGAAAAUAAAACAGAAACUGUAGCCAUCAUCAAUGACAAUGCUUCAUUUUUAGAUAAAACAGUAAAAGAUCUGACACUACAUUUAGAUGCAACAUCUGAUGAUGAUGAGAUAGUAGAUUUUAUUCGAUUAAAUAAAAAAAGAAAUAUAAACUCUCAAUCACCAAGUCACCAUGCUGGGGCUAAACCAAACAAAAAGUCAAAAAAAGAAAAGCAACAGUUUCCUAUGGAAGAAGAAAGUCAGUCUCAAUCUACAAGUCACCAUGCUGUUACUAAACGCAAAAAAAAGUCAAAAAAAGAAAAGCAACAGUUUCCAUUGGAAGAAGAAAGUCAGUCUCAAUCACCAAGUCACCAUGCUGUGGCUAAACGCGACAUAAUGUCAAAAAAAGAAAAGCAACAGUUUCCUAUGGAAGAAGAAAGUCAGUCUCAAUCUACAAGUCACCAUGCUGUUACUAAACGCAAAAAAAAGUCAAAAAAAGAAAAGCAACAGUUUCCAUUGGAAGAAGAAAGUCAGUCUCAAUCACCAAGUCACUGUACUGUGACUAAAUGUGACAAAAAGUCAAAAAAAGAAAAGCAACCGUUUCCAAUGGAAAAAGGAAAGUAUCAACGCAAGUCGCUUCGGUAUCUUGUUGAAAUUAGAGAUCUUCUUUCAAAAUUAGUAGAGGUUAAGGACCCAGAAAAUAGUAAAUUUCAUAUCGAAAAAAUUAAUAACUCUGACCAACUCGAUGAACUAGAAGAAGUUAUCAAGGAUGAUGUGCAGCGAAAAGCAAUUUUAUCUAAACUGAAGAAUAUUGGUGGUGUGGAUAUGGCAGAUUGUACCAGAAAUAUGUUGGGAAAAUUAUUUUCCGUAAACCUGAUGGCGAAUAUGAACAUUAAAGGGAGUAAACGUAAAGGCAGAGAAAACAAAAUAUCGUUUGAAAACCUUAAGUUAAAGGACGUUAUGUUUGAAGCGUUACAAGACAGGUAUACCGUUAGUAAAAAAGAAUUAUUUAGAGUUGUCGGGAAUAAACUAAAGAAUGCACCAGGAAGAUUGAACCAUUCCAUUGAUAUCUAACAUUUAUAUUAUAUUAUAUGUAUAUAGUUUAUGUUAUAGUAUAUAGUUACUUUUUUUAAAUAAAUAAACAAUAAUAUUAUACAA
Hydra vulgaris (swiftwater hydra) is the source of this 1639-nucleotide messenger RNA. RefSeq lists its product as uncharacterized. The record is from RefSeq and is a predicted model, not a curated record. NCBI's taxonomy places the organism in Eukaryota, Metazoa, Cnidaria, Hydrozoa, Anthoathecata, Hydridae.